Molecule: messenger RNA, 2021 nt
Organism: Anthonomus grandis grandis
Lineage: Eukaryota; Metazoa; Arthropoda; Insecta; Coleoptera; Curculionidae
Product: excitatory amino acid transporter 3-like
Exons: 8
Coding region: 424-1935 (503 amino acids)
Biological process (GO): L-glutamate transmembrane transport
Cellular component (GO): plasma membrane
Molecular function (GO): neutral L-amino acid transmembrane transporter activity; L-glutamate transmembrane transporter activity; glutamate:sodium symporter activity
Source: RefSeq, a predicted model, not a curated record
ACAGAAACUAAUUAACGAACGCGCGUUUAAUUAUCAUUUUCAACUUAAACGAGAGCCGGACCGAAAUUUUCGCAAUCAUAAUCUGUCACGAUCCGGCCGCGGACUGCUGCGACCACCAUAACACAAAAAAAAAAAAACAAAAAAAAAAAAGAAGAAGAAGCAGCAAAAGAAGAAGAAGAAGUACUGAAAGUUCGCUCUUAUCUCGCUCAUUUUUGGGUUAAAUCGCGAAAUUUAGUGUUACGGGUCGAGUUGAUAAGCGCGGAUUAUCAGUCCGGCCUGAAAGUUCUCUUUUUUUUGUUCCUCUCUCUCUCAUCAGUUGACCGAGAUCUUGUUUGGUUGUAGUGCGGCAGUACCGGGUACUUGCAACCCGAAUAUUUGGCUUCAGUUAACUCCCAAAACAACCCUCCCUCCACCAUCACCAAGAUGCACCACAACUUCGAGGUAACCGAGGACAAGUCGCCCCCGCAGGGGGGCCCCUUUAGGCGCUUCCUGAGCCAAAACGGUCUCACCAUCAUGACGGUGGGCGGAGUCCUGAUAGGGGGCGCCCUCGGCUUCAUCCUGAAGGCCGUCAAAGCCGACUGGACCGAACGGGAGAUCAUGUACAUCGGUUUCCUCGGCGAGAUCUUCCUGAAGAUGCUCAAGUCCCUCAUCAUCCCAUUGAUCAUUUCCUGUUUGGUUUCAGCUAUUUGCAGCCUGGAUCUCUCUCUAUCCAAGAAGAUCGCUUUUAGGGCCAUCGCCUACUACUCCACCACCACGUUCGCAUCUGUGGUGCUGGGGAUCGUGGUGGUGAUGACCAUACAGCCAGGGGUGGGGAGACACAUUGAACUGGGCACAGAGAAGUCGGCUGUAGCAGAGAGGAACACCACCACUGUAGACACUUUGCUCGAUCUGGUGAGGAAUAUGUUCCCGCCGAACCUCAUUGAGGCCACCAUAUUCCAGCACCGCACCAACCUCACCUUGCCGCAGAACUUGUCGAAGAUCAAAGACCCUAACGAUAUAAUGCAAUGGUCGGUAGGCUCAGAAAUCACUCAGAACACCAACAUCCUCGGGUUGGUGGUCGCUUCGGCUGCCAUCGGGAUCGCAUUGGCGGUCAUGGGCGAAGAAACCCGAGUGAUGGCCGAGUUCUUCAACAACCUGCUCGCGAUGAUGAUGAAAAUCACCUCGUGGGUGAUCAAACUCUCCCCCGUGGGCAUCUUGUUCCUGGUAUGCGCGGAAAUCCUCAAAAUGAAGCAGCUGAGUGAAGUAAUGAGCAGCUUGGGGCUGUACUUCAUCACCGUUCUAGUGGGGUUGGCCAUCCAGGGGUUCGUGGUGUUGCCUAUUCUGUACUUCGCCCUCACCAGACGCAACCCCUUCACCUACAUCAAGUGCCUGGGGGAGGCCAUAGCAACAGCCUUCGGUACCGCCUCCAGUACCGCCACCCUGCCCAUCACCAUCAGAUGUCUGGAGGAGAAACUGGGAAUCGACCCAAGGAUCGCGAGGUUCACCCUGCCCAUAGGCAGCACCAUCAACAUGGACGGCACCGCCCUCUAUGAGGCAGUCGCGGCCAUUUUUAUCGCUCAAGUUAACGGAACCGCUUUAGGGUUCGGGAGGAUCGUGGCGAUCAGCAUCACAGCUACGGCAGCCAGUAUCGGAGCUGCCGGGAUACCGCAAGCUGGAUUGGUGACCAUGGUGAUGGUUCUGGAUACCUUGGGACUCCCCGCGGAGAAUAUCACCAUGAUCAUCGCUGUCGAUUGGUUAUUAGACAGAUUCCGUACAGCCAUAAACGUGAUGGGUGACGCAUUCGGUUCGGGCGUGGUGCACUACAGGAGCCAGAAGGAGCUGCAGAAGAUGAAGUCCAACUUGCACACGCCCCGACCGAGCGUCGACCACGCGAGGGAGCAGGACAACCUGAUGGACGGGGUGCAAAAGGACAACUACCAGGAGCACCACGUGUGAACGCGAUUGUACAAAGUUUAGUACUAUUAAGGAAUUUGUUAUUAUUAUUAUUGGGAAGUGAUUUUUAAUAAAAAUAAUUAUUGAUA